Molecule: messenger RNA, 933 nt
Organism: Eubalaena glacialis (North Atlantic right whale)
Lineage: Eukaryota; Metazoa; Chordata; Mammalia; Artiodactyla; Balaenidae
Product: olfactory receptor 10V1-like
Biological process (GO): G protein-coupled receptor signaling pathway
Cellular component (GO): membrane
Molecular function (GO): olfactory receptor activity; G protein-coupled receptor activity
Source: RefSeq, a predicted model, not a curated record
AUGGAAGAACACAACCAGACGGGAGCGGUCCAUUUCCACCUCCACCCCUUCUCAACAGACCAGGCAGUGGUGUCCCUCAUAUUCAUGGCCUUCUUGCUGUUGUACCCAGGAAGCCUCAUUGGAAAUGUCACCACUGGGCUCACGGUCUGGUGGGACCACUCCCUCCAUACCCCAGUGUACUUCUUCCUCUUUGCACUGGCCAUGCUGGAGAUUGGCUACUCCACCAACCUUGCUCCCUUGACUCUGGCUGGCGUCCUUUCCAUGGGGAGGAUGCUUAUCUCUGUCCCUGGCUGUGGAGCCCAGAUGUUCUUCUCCAUCCUUCUUGGGGAAUCUGACUGUGUCCUUCUUGCUGUCAUGGCCUACGACGGGUACAUGGAAGUCUGUCAUCCAUUGCAUUACAACCUCAUCAUGAGUUGGCAGCUCUGUGGGCAGAUGACUUUAGGUUCUUUAGAUCUGGGAUUCCUGUUGGUGCUGCCUUUGACCAUUCUGAUCUGCCACCUUUCAUUCUGUGGCCACAAUGAAAUCUAUCACUUCUUCUGUGACACGCCUGCCGUUAUGCGCCUGGCCUGUGCAGACACCCACAGGCACGAGGCAGCUCUCUAUGCCAUCAGUGUGGCCGCUGUGGCCAUUCCCUUGCUCCUUAUCUGCCUCUCCUAUGGCUGCAUUGUGGCCACCAUCUUGAGGAUGGAUUCAGCCCAGGGAAAGCGCCGGGCCUUCUCCACUUGUUCCUCCCACCUCAUGGUGGUUCUCCUGCAGUAUGGGUGUUGUACCCUUACCUACCUUUGUCCCAGCUCCAGCUACUCCCCAGAAGAAGGCCAGGCAGUGUCUGUUGUCUACAACUUUUUCUCACCAGUGCUGAACCCCUUGGUCUAUAGCAUAAGGAAUCAAGAAGUGACUAAUGCAGUGAGGAGACAAUGGCAAGAAUGUACUUGA